AGUGCGACCGUCGGCACCAUCGAGGUGCGCAGCCUCGUCGAGCCGUUGCGCAAGAUCAUCGCUCGCGUCUCGGGCCACUUCCUCAACGCUCGCGCCGUCGACGUCGACUUUUCCGCGCGCCUGCUCGAGGUCGCGUGCAAGGACGAGGACAACUUCUACGUCCCGUACGACAAGCUCGUCAUCGCGUGCGGCUCGGUCAACUCGACCCACGGCGUGCCCGGCCUCGAGCACUGCUUCCAGCUCAAGACGGUUCAGGACGCCCAGGCCAUCCGCCGUCGCGUCAUGGACAACCUCGAGAAGGCCGCCCUGCCCUCGACCGACCACGACGAGCGCAAAAAGCUCCUCAGCUUUGUCGUCUGCGGCGGCGGGCCCACCGGCGUCGAGUUCGCGAGCGAGCUGUGGGAGAUGGUUAACGAGGACGUCACCGCCUACAUGCCUCAAGUUCUCCGAGACAACCUCAGCGUCCACAUCAUCCAGUCGCGCGACCACAUCCUCAACACGUACGCCGAGAAGAUCUCCGAGUACGCCGAGGAGCGCUUCCGCCGCAACGAGAUCGACCUCAUCACCAACGCCCGCGUCAAGGAGGUCCACGGCGACAAGGUCGUCUACACGGUCAAGGACCCCAAGACGGGCGCGACGAGCGAGAAGGAGAUCGACUGCGGCUUCACCCUCUGGAGCACUGGCAUCGCCAUGAACCCGUUCACGCAGCGCGUCGCGUCGCUCCUCCCGAACCAGUACCACAAGCACGCGCUCGAGGUCGACUCGCACCUGCGCGUCCUCGGCGCGCCCCUCGGCACCGUGUACGCCCUCGGCGACUGCGCGACGAUCGAGACGCGCCUCGUCGACCACCUGCUCGAGUUUGUCGAGCGCUGCGACGAGGACAAGAACGGCGAGAUCGACCGCAAGGAGUUUGAAAAGAUGAUGGGCUACGUCAAGCGCAAGUUCCCGGCGUCCGAGAAGCACUUCAACAAGAUCCAGGACAUCUUUGAGCAGUACAAGCGCGGCAACGGCACCCUCGGCAUGAACGAGCUCGCCGACCUCUUCAUCAACGUCUCGAAGAAGAUCACGGCGCUCCCAGCGACGGCCCAGGUCGCGUCGCAGCAGGGCGCCUACCUCGGCAAGAAGUUUGCCAAGAUCGGCCGCCAGGAGCUCGACGAGACGGCGCUGCGCAACGGCGUGUACGACGACCCGGACGACAUGCUCGCCGAGCCCUUCAAGUACACGCACCUCGGCUCGCUCGCAUACAUUGGCAACGCUGCCGUGUUCGACCUCGGACCCUUCUCGUUCGCCGGCGACCUGUGGGCGGCCUACCUGUGGCGGUGCGCCUACCUGAACGAGGCUGUGAGCCUGCGUCAACGCUGCAUGUUCCUCAUCAACUGGAUCCAGCGUUCGCUCUUUGGCCGCGACUUGAGCAAGGUGCGUCCUCCUCCCUCUCGCCUCCUCUCUCGUUCUCCUUCGUCGCUCACUGUCACCUCGUGCCCGCAGUUCUGA
Molecule: messenger RNA, 1491 nt
Organism: Rhodotorula graminis WP1
Lineage: Eukaryota; Fungi; Basidiomycota; Microbotryomycetes; Sporidiobolales; Sporidiobolaceae
Exons: 9
Molecular function (GO): NADH dehydrogenase activity; calcium ion binding
Source: RefSeq, a predicted model, not a curated record